GCAAGCUCCGCGCGAGCGACGUACACACAACAAUAUGGCGCCUGCUACUGGGGAUCUCGCGGACUUGCAGCGGGAGAUUUUCGAGAAAAUCAGCAAGAAUGAGGUGUGCGAGCUCAGGACGUUGCUGGCGCAGAGCAAGGUCAAGAUGGACUUCGUCGAUGAGAACGGCAUGAGCCCGCUCCAGCACGCCUGUUACAAGGGAAACAAGGAAAUCGUGCAGCUGCUCCUCGAUCAAGGCGCUGACGUGAACGCGUGUCAACACGAGCACGCGUACACCGCUCUUCAUUUCGCCGCUUUAAGUGGCAACGCCGAGCUGUGCCACCUCCUGAUGUCGCAUGGAGCGCGCCUGACGGCGACGAACAGCGUGGGCAGGACGGCCGCGCAAAUGGCAGCGUUUGUCGGAAAUCACAACUGCGUGGCAACCAUCAAUAACUUUAUCCCGAAGGCCGAUAUAGAUUAUUAUAUUAAGCCGCAGGGUUUGCAGACCGAACCCAUGCUGCCGCCGCAUCUAGCCGAUUAUUUCCAUAAAUUCAUAAUGCACGUUAACGUGAAUCCUGUACGCGUGUGUAUGAAUUUACAGAGACUCCCGACGCUUUUGGAGAAUGCAGGAAAGGUACAAAAGGUAUUAGAAUCCAUGCGCUACAAAGAAAUGACGCGAGGCGCUGAAAUAAAUGAAGUAAUGGCCUUCAAGUACCAUUACCUCAGUUGCGUUGUGACCGAGGUGUUAAAAUGUCAGAAGCGCCAAGAAGCUAUGAAGGCGGAGAAAGGCGAGAAGGGAAGCGAGGAGAGCGAGGAAAAAAAGUCUGACACUGUAGAACUUUUGAUACGUAGGUUCCUCAAGUGCAGCAAGAACGACAGCUUGCCCGAGUAUCAGGAGGCAUUUUUGAGGGAAUCCGUGAGAGAGUUUCCAUUCCGAGAAAGCACAAUUUUCCGUCAGAUGGUCGCUACACUGGCAAGCACGGAUCCGCCGUCUGCCGUUUCCGUUAUUUCCGCUGCGAUUAAUGGGCAGCGGGGCUUCAUCGAUAACGCCCAGACUUGCGUGACCUGCGGCGAGGACAAGGCCACCAAAAAGUGUAGCAAAUGCAAAGCGGUGCAGUACUGCGACAGAGAAUGUCAGAGAUUGCACUGGUUCAUGCACAAAAAGGCAUGCGCCAGAUUGGGCCAGUCCCCGGCGAAUAACGGAAAGGUCACGGAUGUAGAUAAAGAACAGAUCAGCAGCGCGGUCGGCUCCAGGCUACAAAACCUAACUGUUAAAUAAGUAAAUGUAAUGUGUACAGAUUUAAUGUUGGCAGUCUACUUGGCAUGCAUUAUAUUCGCGGACGUUUAUUUUUUGUCCUGUAUAUAGCCGUCCUACGGUGUAAAAUUGGUGGAUCUUCUUAUAAUUAUGCUUACCAUAUCUGUGGAAGCUAACAUUAUGCCAUUAUCAUUGUGUAAGUAAACAUUAAGUAAACUCUAUUGAAAAUGUAUAAAUUUUUCCGUUUAGUCGAUUACGCGUUUGUAUCUAUAUCUCGUUCUUUCGACUUUUCAAUCCUUGAUAAUCAGUUAAAUAAUUCAACAAGAGAUAGAACUGAAUCAAAUUAUAAGUUUCUUAUUACUGUACAAAAUAUCGUACUUUUUUUAUUCCUAUGCGCAAUUCUUCGAGCUGCCGGACUUUUUUCAACUGACUGACUUUUGUAUAGUUUCGUAUAUCUCCUCGUACUUCUUGGACAAUGAAAUUGCCAAAUAUAUUUGUAAGUUACUUUAUUCUUGAUGUAUGCGUGCACGCAAUUAAACAUAUCUGUCAAAAUGUUAGCGCUGUCUUUUCAAGAACCUUUAUUGUGAUCUGUCGAAAUAAAAUACAUUUACUUACAACU
Molecule: messenger RNA, 1853 nt
Organism: Vollenhovia emeryi
Lineage: Eukaryota; Metazoa; Arthropoda; Insecta; Hymenoptera; Formicidae
Product: ankyrin repeat and MYND domain-containing protein 2
Exons: 3
Coding region: 35-1258 (407 amino acids)
Molecular function (GO): protein binding
Source: RefSeq, a predicted model, not a curated record